UCCAGUGCAUGUUAUUGAAAAUGAAUCCGCUUUAUGUAUGUGUAGUUUUCAUAAGCUUAUUGCAUCAAUGUUUGACAGACCACUCGUACCCUCUGAACGGAAGGGACGCGCUAAAGGUUCGCUUUAACGAGUUUAAGGACGUCCCAAGGACGCGAGCGGAAGCAGAAGCUCAAAAUUUUACGAAGGUAUCCGAGUGUUUAACCAAUCACUACAGGGGCAUUCAAUACAUGAAGGAUGGUGACGUCACAGUAAUUCCGCUCUAUGACAUCAACGGGUACAUUGCGGGUCUGCAAACUGGACUUCCGGUCGGACUGGAAAACGGCUAUCCAUCGGAAGAGCUUAAACCGCCUUUCAUAAUUGAUGGGCAGCACUAUAAACUGACGGCGUAUUUUGUAAAUCCCGAGAUCAUCUGUCGGCGCGGCCGCUCUACCCAACAAUACCGCAUGCACGGAACCGGAAAUGACUUGUUCAUUCAAACUGGACCCGACCCGGAGGUUGAUCUAAUGGAGAUUGAUGAACACGAAUCCGAGACGACAUGGGUGAAGGGGUUGUGCUUUCCCAAGAUGGGAUUCCAUUAUUUCAAGGACUUGGAAGUCAAUAUGCGCUGUGAAACGUUCUUUCCGGUGGCGACGCUAUACUACCACGGCCGUUUACAAGGGUUCGUCUGGUCAUUCGGAGCCAUUCUCAACUCAUCGUACGUCAGCUACGAGUAUCCUGAACCCGAGUUCUUCUUAGAACUUAUGGAGGAAGUUCCCGUAUGUUUGAAUUCACUGCGCAGGUCCACGCUUCACAUCUACUUCCGGAGUAACCCGGAAACGUUCACGUGCCAGGAGAUGACAACUCCUUCAAACGCUCGGAAAUGUCCCGUUUCUGACGGAAACGUCUCUCGUGUGAACACGGGUAUAUUGGCGACAAUUGCGGGAAUCUACGUUUUCAUCAAACUCAUUUGAAAACUCGAUGUAUUGUGUGAUUUACUAAUGUAUUUACGUGAUUAUCUUAUUUUGUCUGUUCCAAUAUUUUAUGAAAGUGAAUAUUUUGGUUGUUGGGGAUAAAUGGAAACUUAGACAUAAGUAUA
This is a messenger RNA of Mya arenaria, 1075 nucleotides long. RefSeq lists its product as uncharacterized. The transcript has a single exon. The record is from RefSeq and is a predicted model, not a curated record. Bases 9 to 950 code for a protein of 313 amino acids. Lineage: Eukaryota; Metazoa; Mollusca; Bivalvia; Myida; Myidae.